AUGGCAAGCUAUGAAAGUGAACAUGCUCGCGAUGAGGUAGACCACUCGAAAGGUCCUCCGAGAAGACCAGACAUGUCUUCCAUCAUCAGUCUACUUGCCGAAAUCAGACCCGAAAGCCCUGAAAGUCGCACACGAGAACAUGCCGUCCCACUCCCAGGUGAUGUCUCAGCAGCCUUUCGUGGCCUUGCUGAGGCAUACCAACAAAUGCAGAGAGACAAUGAAAAUGCAGAUUCAGACUUGAUGGAAAAUAUGAUCGAAGCGCUCAUGAGCUCGGCGGAGAGGCCACCUCAGGAGGUCAAGGGCGUGGAUGAAGAAUAUAUCGCUGCUCUCGAACGAGUCAACAUCAAAAAGGUCAAGAAAGAUGCGGACUGUCCAAUAUGUGGAAAUGAUUUUGUCGAUGAUACACAUCCACUCUUGGUCCGACUGCCUUGUCAUACAAGCCAUGUCUUCGAUCUGGAAUGUAUCCGCCCCUGGCUAUUACUAAAUGGUACUUGCCCUCUUGAUCGAGUGGACCUCGCUCAACGGGAGAGAGAUCGCAAGAAGGCUCAUCUCGAAAGCAUCAAGAAAAACGCAGCCCCCGAGGAUGAUGAGGAAGAGUGGGAUGGUCUCUAUGGCUAG
Molecule: messenger RNA, 618 nt
Organism: Exophiala bonariae
Lineage: Eukaryota; Fungi; Ascomycota; Eurotiomycetes; Chaetothyriales; Herpotrichiellaceae
Exons: 2
Coding region: 1-618 (205 amino acids)
Biological process (GO): protein ubiquitination
Cellular component (GO): cytoplasm
Molecular function (GO): ubiquitin protein ligase activity
Source: RefSeq, a predicted model, not a curated record